UCAGAGGGACAGGGAGGGAAGGAAAGGAGUCCAAGAGAAAUCUUAGAAAUAUCAGGUUCAAUUCAACUCAUUUCAAUUUAGCAAUUUUUUCUGAGGACCCAGUGCCUAGUGUGGGGCCCACAGUGGGCACCCAGUGAAUGUUUGUUGAUGAGUGGAUGAGUGAAUGAUUUACCUCUCGUUUCUAAGCCCUCCCCACCCCCGUAUUCUCACGUCUCACAAACAUGCACUGAGCAGCUGACUGCCAAGCUCUCUGCCAGCCCCUGGGCACACAUUCACCUGCCCAGCCCCUGCCCAGAGAGCUCCCGUCUAGGAGCUGGCCGACUGUGACUGACGGGGCAGGACGGUGAGGGGGUGAGGAGGGGGUCCUGGGACAACGUCACAGGCAGGUCCCUCCCUCGCUUGGAUGCUCCUCCCAGAACCCCCUCUGAUUCAGUCGCUCUGCCCACAGGUUGUCUCCAGCUCGGCUGUUCACCCUCCAGGACUCUGUGCUCCGGGGCUGCCUGGCAGCUGGGAGUCUCCUUAGAGCCUGGGCUCUUCUGGCAGAGGCUGAGGCUCACCAGUGUCUUCUGGCCCCUCCAUGAGUGAGGCAAACGGAACCCUUGUGGGGCCCUCGGAGCUCCCCACCACAUCAGCGGUGGCCCCUGGACCGGGCGGCGGGGCCCGGGCGUGGCCUGUGCUGGUGGGGGUUGUGUUGGGAGCCGUGGCCCUCUCUCUGCUCAUUGCACUUGCUGCCAAAUGCCACCUCUGCCGCAAAUACCGCGCCAGCUACCAGCACCGCCCGCUGUCUGGGACGGGGAAGGGGGCCCGCCCCCAGGUGGGUGAAGAGGAGGAGGAGGAUGGCUUCAUCGAGGACAAUUACAUUCAGCCCGGGGCUGGCGGGCUGGGGCUGGAGGGAAGCAGGGAUCACUUCUCCCUCUGAGCCCUCGUCGUUGGACCUGCCCACCCCCACCCCGAGGCCUGAGAGCUUAAGGAUAGCAGAUACCUGGUGGGACCAGAAGUCUCAGGGAUUGGUGGCCAGGGCUUCAGGGCUGACCGGGAGGAGAGCCGGGUCCCUUCCUUGAUACUAGGCACCAAAGUGACCACGCAUGACCAUCCCUUGCUCAGUAGCCCUUGAUGGCUCCCUGCCGCCCUCGGGAUGCCGCCCACCAAGGGCCUGACUGUGAAAUCAGGCCUCUGCCAGCCCUUGGUUUCCUUUGUCACCGGUCCCUGACUUCCUCCCUACUGAGCCAAUUCCUUCUGAUUCCUCCCCCUCCUACUCUGCUGUUUCUUUUGCUCCUCUGCCUCUCUGCCCUCUUGUUCUCCCAAACAUAGAGGAUGCUCUCAUCCUCUGUAACAGUGAUGAAAAUCCCCGGCCAGUCGACCCCGUGUGGCCUGCCCACCUGCCAGCAUUUCAGAUGCGCUCAGACGGUCCCAUUUCAGCAGAUGAAAACCAGGGUGCCAAGUUUCUUACUGAGAUUGUUUUCCCAUCAAUAAAGCGGGUAAUCUAAAUGGU
Molecule: messenger RNA, 1492 nt
Organism: Phacochoerus africanus (Common warthog)
Lineage: Eukaryota; Metazoa; Chordata; Mammalia; Artiodactyla; Suidae
Gene: C8H1orf210
Product: chromosome 8 C1orf210 homolog
Exons: 4
Coding region: 578-919 (113 amino acids)
Source: RefSeq, a predicted model, not a curated record